This is a messenger RNA of Emys orbicularis (European pond turtle), 2124 nucleotides long. It is a transcript of the gene ARHGEF16, whose product is annotated as Rho guanine nucleotide exchange factor 16. Lineage: Eukaryota; Metazoa; Chordata; Testudines; Emydidae. The transcript has 14 exons. Gene Ontology annotation, molecular function: guanyl-nucleotide exchange factor activity; protein binding. The record is from RefSeq and is a predicted model, not a curated record. Gene Ontology annotation, biological process: activation of GTPase activity. Bases 1 to 2124 code for a protein of 707 amino acids.
AUGUCUCACCGGCACUCUGACGGCUCCAUGGGUGACAAGGCCCUUCUCCUAGAGCGCAAGUUCCGUUCAGAGCUGCGGAUAGAUGCCAAUGUGCCCUCUCCCUCUGGGAAACGCAGCUCUAUGGCAGCACUAGACAACGCCCAGCGCUCCCCGUCCCCCACCGAGCCCCACCGUGUCAUCCUCAGCACAGAGAGCCCAGCCGCGCUCAAGGUGGGCACCCAGCAGCUGAUCCCCAAAAGCUUGGCCGUGUCUACCAAAUCCAAGACCCCUGCCCGCCACCAGAGCUUUGCCGUGCCCAUGCCGAGUAAAGAGGCAGCUCGCUGCGACCCCAAGCGGAUGUCCGCCCCCAGCAUUUCCCUGGACGACCUGGACAUCGAGAUGGAUUCUAGCGGGAGCCUCAAGCGCAAUCUGCGGAACACGUCGUACCGGGCAGCCAUGAAGGGACUCGGGAAUGCCGAGGAGCCUGAGCCUUCUAAGGGCGUCGCCACCCUAAAGCCCGUGUCGCAGGACACCAACGCACAAGCAGCGCGCAGCCCAGGGAGAAACAAGAGAACACUCGGGAGGAAGCGGAUGCAGAGACAUGGGGGCUCCUUUAAGGAUGAUCCCCGGCUGUAUCAGGAGAUCCGUGAGAGAGGGCUGAACUCUAUCAACCAUGAGUCAGACGAUGACUUGCUUGAGGAGGACUCCAUUCCAGAGGAGCAUCCCGCUCCCAACACCAUUGUGGUGAAAAGCUAUCGCCCUGCCCAGGUGACCUGGAGCCAGCUACCCGAGGUGCAGGAAGCAGGCAUCCUAGACAGAAUAACCCCAGAGGAACGCAAAAGGCAAGAGGCGAUCUUUGAGAUCAUCACCUCUGAAUACUCCUACCUGCACAGCCUGGGUAUCCUGGUGUGUCACUUCAUGAAAUCCGAAGAGCUGAAGGACACAAUGACCCAAACUGAGCACCAUCACCUCUUCUCCAACAUCGGCGAGAUCCUGAGCAUCAGCAAAAGUUUUUUUGAGGACUUGGAGAAGCGGCACCAGGAAAAUAUACUGAUCCCCGACAUCAGCGACAUCCUGGAGAAUCACGUGUCGAACCGCUUCAACCCUUACGUCAUCUACUGCUCCAACGAGGUCUACCAGCAAAGGACGCUACAGAAGCUGCUAAACACGAAUGCUAUGUUUAAAGAGGCCUUGAAACACAUUGAGAGGAAGCCAGAGUGCGGUGGCCUGCCCAUGUGCUCCUUCCUCAUCCUCCCCAUGCAAAGAGUAACACGCCUCCCCCUGCUUAUGGACACGGUUUGUCAGAAAACCAACAUGUACAGCACAGCCUAUGAAGCUGCCACCCAAGCCCUGAAAGCCAUCAGCAAGCUGGUUAAGAAAUGCAACGAGGGAGCCCACACGAUGGAGAGGACCGAGCAGAUGUACACGCUUCAGAAACAGCUGGAGUUUGGAAAGAUCAAGCCUUUCCCACUGAUUUCGGCUUCCCGCUGGCUGCUGAAAAGAGGGGAGCUCUCCCUGUCCCAUUCAGAAGACACUAGUAUCUUCCGCAAAGGCUUUGGCCGGACUAACUGCUACCUUUUUCUGUUUAAUGACGUCCUGAUCGUAACCAAGAAGAAAAGUGAGGAGAGCUACACGGUUACAGACUAUGCCAAGCUGGAUCAGAUAAUGGUGGAGAAAAUUGAAAGCCCCGAGGCUCCCUCGUCUCCCCCCGCGAAGCCAGGGUCAAGUGGCGGAGCCCGUAGCCCGUGUAGCGGCCACUCGUUUCGAGUGAUCAUGAAGAGGAACAGCGAGGGGAAGGAGGAGACGGUUGUGCUGUCGGCGGACUCUCCGAGUGACCGGGCUCGCUGGAUCACUGCUCUGAUGCAUAGAGAAAACAAAACCGAUGACAUGGCUAGAAAAGGAGAGCUGAGACAGGUGGAGAUAAUCAGGGCCUACUUGGCUAAACAGACGGAUGAGAUUUCCCUGCAGCAGGCGGAUGUCGUCUUGGUCCUUGGUGAGGAGGAUGGCUGGUACUUGGGCGAGAGGCUGCGAGACGGCGAGAGAGGCUGGUUUCCCCAGUCGUGCGCUCAGCCCAUCACCAACCGCAACGCUGUGGAGAGCAACGUCCGCCGCAUGGAGCGGCUGCGGAUAGAGACGGACGUGUGA